CGGUGAGCAGUAGCAUCCACAAACCAGAACCAAGAUCAACCUGUUGCUGUGGCGCCCAGUUCGAGUUUGGCCAGCGGCGCGUGCGGUUGUGGCGACGGCACCUCCACUCCCAUCUACAGAUCAUCUAAAAGAACCGAGAACUCCAUUUCGCGGCAAAUGUGUGAACCGUGCGGGCAAAAAGGAAAACUGCAAAGCAAAACUGUGCCAUCGAGCCAAGUGAAUUGGCACACUUCCCAUUGCGAUGAUUGUUUUAUCAAAAUUCAUUAGCCAGUGCGUGCCUGUGCGGACAGGUGGUGACCCAUUUAGCGGACAGGUGACCCCAUAACUCGUAUCACGUUCUCGUUCUCGUAUCAAGGACACACAUCUGUCUCUCUCUCGGCCGUGAGUCAUCCGCCAGACAAGCCCAUACCCAUGGCCAUAGCCAGAGACGACGACAGACAUCAAGUAAAAGUGGAGCAGCAGCAGCAGCAGCGCAAGUCUUAAGAAAUCUAAGUAGAAGAAAGAGCAGAAGACACCGCCGCAGCCACAUAAAAGUGAAUAAGAAACUGUCAUGCUUUCGUUGGCAGCCAUCGCAGCUCAUGUCAAUGGAAUGGAGAUUUAACAGUCCACAAAUUGUGCUAAAUGCCUCAACGCCCACCAAUAAUCAUCUACUCCGAAAAUUGGAUAGUGAACAGUGAACAGUGACAAGUGACAAGUGAUUAGUGACUGGGAACAGUAAAAAUGAAUCUGCUGCUGUGGCUCUUAGUGCUGCUGCUGCUCUCCUGCCACAUCAGCCACGGCCAGGCCAAUAUCCUCAACGCGUUGCUGGGCGUGCCCGCAGAGUGUGUGCACCAGAGCGGCAUCUGGCCCUGCAAGCUGAGCUUCUCCUGCUGGCUGCAGGGCGGCAAGCAUGCCAAGGGCUGUGGCAGCAACAAGUGGCUCUUCAGCUGCUGCAUCGCCGCCGCCGCCGAUCCGCAGCAUCCGCAUCUCUCACAGUCGCAGCUGCCGCAUCCGCAGUCGUCUUUGGCGAAUCUCAUUGAUUAUGGCCAACUCAAGAUAAGUCUGCAAGGCCUGCCCAAGCGCAUCAUGUUGCGGCGUCGCGACGACAAUGAGCUGCUCAACGUUCAGCCCGAAUGUGGGGUGCCACGAACAGCGCAGAACACGCUCCAGAAGCGCAUCAUCGGCGGUCGGCCGGCACAGUUCGCCGAGUAUCCGUGGCAGGCGCACAUCCGCAUAGCCGAGUACCAGUGCGGUGGGGUGCUCAUCUCGGCCAACAUGGUGGCCACUGCCGCCCAUUGCAUACAGCAGGCGCAGCUGCCGGACAUCACCGUCUAUCUGGGGGAGCUGGACACCCAGGAUCUGGGCCAAAUACACGAGCCGCUGCCAGUGCAGAAGCACAGCGUCAUGCAAAAGAUCAUCCAUCCGCGCUUUAACUUUCGCAUGACGCAGCCAGACCGCUACGACCUGGCCCUGCUGAAGCUGGCCCAUCCCACGGCCUUCAGCGAGCACAUCCUGCCCAUUUGCCUGCCCCAUUAUCCCAUCCGGCUGAUCGGACGCAAGGGCCUCAUCGCGGGCUGGGGCAAGACCGAGGCCCAUUUGGGGCACGCCGGCACCAAUAUGCUGCAGGUGGCCAGCGUCCCCAUCAUUACCACCUUCGACUGCAUUCGCUGGCACGAGAGCAAGCAAAUAAAUGUGGAAAUCAAGGCGGAAAUGUUCUGUGCGGGACACUCGGAUGGCCACAUGGAUGCCUGCCUGGGCGAUUCCGGAGGUCCGCUGGUGAUCAAGGAUCGCGGACGCUUUGUGCUCGUCGGCAUCACCAGCGCCGGCUUCGGCUGUGGCGUCGAUCACCAGCCAGGCAUAUAUCACAAUGUUCAGAAGACUGUGAGGUGGAUACAGGAUGUGGUGACGCGCAACGAAUUGUAGCAACAGAAGGGACCGCGAGUGGUUGUCCUGUGGCAUGACACAAAUCUCAUUAGUUUAUGGCUCGUAGCAUUAGGCAAUGGAUAUGUGCAAUCCAAAUCACAUAAGCGACACAUUUACGCGUAUUUAUUAGAUUUAUUAAAUAUUAUUAUGUACGAUA
This is a messenger RNA of Drosophila obscura, 2059 nucleotides long. Its product is annotated as plasminogen. Gene Ontology annotation, biological process: proteolysis. The transcript is spliced from 6 exons. Bases 721 to 1902 code for a protein of 393 amino acids. Lineage: Eukaryota; Metazoa; Arthropoda; Insecta; Diptera; Drosophilidae. The record is from RefSeq and is a predicted model, not a curated record. Gene Ontology annotation, molecular function: serine-type endopeptidase activity.